This is a messenger RNA of Bufo gargarizans (Asiatic toad), 1928 nucleotides long. RefSeq names its product chromaffin granule amine transporter-like. The record is from RefSeq and is a predicted model, not a curated record. Bases 260 to 1801 code for a protein of 513 amino acids. The transcript has 16 exons. Gene Ontology annotation, biological process: transmembrane transport; aminergic neurotransmitter loading into synaptic vesicle. Lineage: Eukaryota; Metazoa; Chordata; Amphibia; Anura; Bufonidae. Gene Ontology annotation, molecular function: serotonin:sodium:chloride symporter activity. Gene Ontology annotation, cellular component: synaptic vesicle membrane; terminal bouton.
GAAGCUUUUGGUAAAUGGUGAGGGCUGCAGGAUUUCCUUUCUUCUGGAUUCACCUUUGGAGACCAGGACCUUGGACUUACUGUGAAACUUGUGUUAAGCUCGGCUUCAGGUCUCUAUUGUUCAAGGCCUUCCUGUAUGUAGGAUUUCAUCAUGCCUCCAUGUGGGUUUAAUAUGAAGUAAAUCCGAGGGAUUCCUGGAUAUCCGGACUUCACGCCAAUGUUUGAUACAGGGCAAUGUAGAGGGUGAUCCCUGUGGUGCCAUGAUGGAGUGCAGCCCAUCCAGAUGGCUUAAAGAAAAGAGGGGCUCCAAAGAGGUGGUCCUUGUGGUGGUCUUUGUAGCUCUACUCCUGGAUAAUAUGCUUUACACAGUGGUUGUUCCCAUCAUUCCAGAUUUCCUCUAUGGGAAAUUAUUUGAGACUAGAAACACAUCUCUGGAACGGAUGGCUUCAUCAUCUUCAUCUUCUGUUUCCAAUGCUUCUAUUUACUCUUCAUAUGACAAUGCCUCCAUCUUAAGUGACGAAUCAGAUUAUCAAGAGAUUGCUAAGACCCAGAAAGCCCUCAACAAUUCAAGCUGCAACAUGGAAACGAGUGUCCUGCAACAAGAAAAUACCCAAGUUGGUCUUCUGUUUGCAUCCAUAGGAAUAGUACAACUUAUAGUCAACCCCAUAGUCGGAACUAUUACCAACAGGGUUGGAUAUGAUAUACCACUGUUUGUUGGAUUUAUCAUCUUGUUCUUGUCUACUUUACUUUUUGCCUUCGCUGACACAUAUUGGCUAAUGUUCUUUGCAAGAUCGCUACAGGGAGUUGGAUCCUCAUUAUCCACUGUUGCAGGUUUGGGAAUGCUAGCAGAUAUAUACCCUGAUGACUAUGAAAGAGGGAAGGCCAUGGGCAUUGCACUAGGAGGCCUGGCAGUGGGUGUGCUCGCUGGCCCCCCCUUCGGUUCAGUCAUGUAUGAGUUUGUUGGGAAAGCGUCUCCGUUCUUAGUGCUGGCUGCUCUUGCUCUGCUAGAUGGAGCUCUACAGCUCUGUAUGCUGCGAUUUGCCAAGUUUGUUCCAGGGAGCAUUCCACCAACAUCCUACUUAACACUUCUCAAGGACCCUUACAUUGUACUGGCUGCAGUGGUUCUUUGUAUUCCUUCUACGGCUAUCGGAGUUAUGGAUCCCACCCUGCCCAUAUGGAUGCUGGAAACUAUGUGCUCGCCCAACUGGCAAUUAGGUUUGGCUUUCCUACCUGCCAGUGUUUCAUUUCUCCUAUGUACCAACCUGUUUGGUACUCUGGCAUACAAGAUGGGGAGGUGGCUGUGUGGACUUGUCGGGAUGAUAAUCAUGGGAGUUGGUCUCUUAUUGGUUCCACUAGCUUCCAAUAUAUAUGGUCUUAUUGGUCCUAUGGCUGCCACUGGUUUUGCCUUUGGAAUGGUUGAUGCAUCACUCGUGCCUAUAAUGGGACAACUGGUAGAUCUACGUCAUACAUCUGUGUAUGGUGGAGUAUACGCCAUUUUGGGCACUGCCCUAUGCUUGGGAUAUGCAUUGGGACCUCUAUGUGGUGGUGCAAUUGCAGAAGCCAUUGGAUUCCCCUGGUUAAUGACAAUCAUUGGAUUACUGAACAUUAUCAUUGCUCCUCUGUGUCUUUUGCUUAGAAACCUACCUACCAAAGAAGAGAAAAUGGCCAUUUUAAGUCCUGAAUGUCCUAUGGAAACCAAGACCUACAUGGCCCAGUUCAACACCCCAGAUCUACCGUUCUCUAAUGACCACAGAAGUAAUGAAGAUAUCAGCACCCACAGGACUAUAAGGAUCCCUCACUGAUCAGACUGUUGCCUUGCUUUGGUUUCUGAGAACAUUGGAAUGCAUCAGCCAAGGAGCACCUUACACCCAGACAUUAUUCAGGAUUAGAAAAAUAUGGUUGCUUUCUUCUAAAAACACCAUGACAUGG